GGACGUAUGGCGUGAUUUUGUCAGCGAGGGGUGCUGACCGGUUUUUAAUGUGCAGUUAUCAAUCGGCGGAAACCGGCGGAAGAAAGAAUGGAUUACUUGUAUCUGUUUACAGCUGGUUUCCUCUUCUUUCCGUCGUCCCACAUCCUCUUCACAUAUCUCCAAAAAUUCAUCUUUCCAAGUCUAAAUUUUGUCGACAGAUUUGCCAUCAGUACAAGGUAAAGUGUUUUGCGGACAACCGUGCUUUUGAGUUGUGAAAAUUGAGUUCAUUGUUCGCCUGUUGUUUAGAAGUUUACAGAAACUGUUUCCGUAAAUUUAAGGAGUUAGAAUUAUUUUAACUGUUUGCAAAUUAAUUUCGACAGAUUUGUAUCAUCCCUUCAAGCAUUUGCUGCAACUGUCGUUGGGUUAAAAUGUGUUUUUACCUCCACCGAUAUUAUGCUUGAUAGGUAAGCACAGUGUAAAUAAAUCGUAACUCUAUAAAAUCCCUCAAAACAGUUUAAUUGUCAGCAAUUUAACUUUGUUUAUCGCUUACUUCUUCGCUAUUGACAGCUGAACCAUACUUUUAUUCAUUUGAACGCUUUGUCUAAAGUGUCGUAACUCGCUUCUUGCCUUUUUUACGACUCUUGAACAUCUGUUUUAGAGUUGCUGAAAUUUGAGACAAGUACGUGUAGUUUGUUUUGAUGUCGAGAGUUUUGCGACAGGUGAAAUUAAGAAACAAAAAAUUUAUGCACAGUGUUUAUUGAAACAUAUUCCUAUUACUAGCUUCUUCUCCGAAUUCCUUUUUCUUUUUUUUCUAGGGAGAGAAGUAGCUAAAAUCACCUCAAAACCUUAAAAUUCUUUAACGCGCUUUAUAAUUCUGCUUGCCUUGCGUUUGUCAUUUACAUGUAUUAUGAAUUGCCUAAAACAGAAACAACUCUCUUAAUAACUAUACAUCAGAUUAAUUACGGGGAUUAUUAAACAGAAACACUUAAGUCUACCCAAUCAAGAAGCAACGGGGAUUUAAUUUCGCCACCUAAACUGACAUAGUCAACCAAUAUUUCAAGACCGCAUCCAUCUAGUUUGGGGUGUUCAGUUUUUUCUUUCCAGAAAUUUCAACUUUCUUCAUUCUUUUCUAUGCACAGUAUAUCUUACAAAAUAUUUGAGUGGCAAAAUUGAUAAAAACUAGCUUUAAAAGUUUGGGUUGACCUUGGGAUCUAAUAAUAAUUCAGCUUUCGAAAUGUUUAACUUAUGGUCACUUACACAAAAGAAAAAUCCCACGGUCAAGAAACCAACAGGUUGAUAUUUUUCAAAAACAUAUCAGUGCAGCUGCAUGCGAUUAUAGAUAGAUAUGAUAACAUGAUUGGAAGUUUCAGUUGAAAAUUGCUCUGAUGCUAUGUUUUGAAUACACAUUUAGUGACUGAAAAGUAACAAAGGGCACUUGAGGGCCUUAAAAUAUUGCGAAAAAUUCGAGAAGAGCCAGAAUUUCAGUUUGAUUAAAAAUUAUCCAUUCUGUUUCUUCAUUUUUUUUCUGGUCAGCUUCUCAUCCUUUUUUUCAACUACGGCCCAUGUUUACUGUUUUAAUUUAUCUUCUUAGGCGAUACUGUAAACUAACCCCCCUCCACCCCAGGUACAGGUCCAUCUACCUGUAAUCAAAAAAUACAUGUGAUUAUCAUCCCCCUGGAAAUAAAUCCCGUCAAACUAGGAUGCAAUUAAUUUGAAGCUCCCCUGUUUAUAAGCCCUUUUAAAACCUCUUAUGAAGAUGUAUAAGCAGCCUAGGAAGUCACAACAUUUUAGAGAUGUUUGUAUGGUAGGGGCAAGUUAGAUGAGUCCCCCUCCCACCUGCAAACAUCUGGAAAAAUAGUUUAGUUUCAAACAUGGCAAGAAAAUCUGAUUUUAAGACACUCUUUUAAGCUAUGUCAGGGGAUUUUGGCAAAGUUGUCCUUUGUCAAAAGUUGAAAUACAGACCUGGGUUGUUCAAUUUUUGGAUAGCACAAUCCACUGGAUAAAUAUUAAACUAUCCAGCAUAUAAGGAUUAGGGAAACCAAUUGCGAUAUCCACUGGAUAGAGAUUUAUCCAAUGGAUAGGGCUUUCCAUCUUUUGAACGACUGGGGCCAGGUGUAUAAAACAUAGAUGGGCUUAUUAAAUUUAUCUAAUAUUCCAAAUUAAGGGGGAGAAGCUGUUCUUGAAAUACAAACAUUUUCUUUUUUGGUAGAGGUUUCUAGAUGGAAUUGGGGUAUGGAAUCCUAUAUUUGGUAAAAAUUUGUUGUAUUAUUAAGGCUAUGUUCCCAGUAUACUGGAUACAGUGUAGCUCUUGCACGGCCAUAAAAAUCAUACAGGAUAGGGCCUCUGUUCCCACAUAAGAACGGUGAUUUCAGUGCGAUUUCUGUGAUAGAGUGAAACAGCGUCAGGUCAAUCUCGAAAGUGGGGCGUCACAUAUCGGAUAAACUCUGUGCCUUGCUUUGAUACAGUGUAGACACCUAUUCAAACUGUUGCCGAAGUGAAUAAGAAGGAGCGAGGAUCGUAAACCACCAAAACAGAAGUAAAUAUUCAGCAGUGAGGAUUGAAAUUUAUUGCACCAAACCCUCUUGGCCAACCACUCCCGCACAAUUUCUCAGGCCGCCUCAGGCCGUACUUGCUGUUUAUACCGUUAUUGGAUAGUUUUUCUUGGCAUGAAAAGUUACAUAUUUGGUUAGGUAUAGUUUGAACAUACCAGAUCAGAUCAGGAGGAGCUGGAUUAUUUUUUUAAUCUGUUUUAGUCAAUUGUUGUGCCUAUUUUUUUGUAUGGUUUAUCAGUGUACGGAGCCUCCUUUUCUGAUCUUAACAACGUGCAGCAUUUUUUAGAUAGGUGUUAUAAACACAGGUACAUAUAGUCAAGGAAUUUGAAUAAUAGGGAGCUGCUUGAAAGAUCAAAUUGCCGUAUUUUUAGAAAGGCAUUGAGUACAAAUUCGUCCCUUGCAGUGUGCAAAGAAAGUAGUGUCCAAUAGCCCGGGGCUAGUGGAUUUUGCUAUGAGGCUUUUGAGGAAUUCGAAUAACAGAAGAACUGUGAAAGCAAUUCUGCUUGUCAAAACGCUUUUGGGGCUAGUUGAAAUGACGUCUGGACUAGUAAAUGCUAGCUUCAGCUUUCCCAAAUGGCAAGCUGUAAAAAUGAUUUUCUUUGCACCCUGCCUUGUGAAGAUUUUACCAGAAAGGAAUUUCACCAAUUAUGCACUUAAAGAAAACCAUGCUUUUAUCAUCCUAAAUUAGUGGCAACAGAGCGCUUCAAAUCGUCUCAUGUGAAUAGACUUAUCUUUAGCUAUGAUAUUAAUUCCUUGAUGUAAAUAGUUGUAUUUUUAUCUUUUGAAUUCAUCAAAGGCAUCUAUCUAGCUAUCUAGCUAUCUUUCUUAUUAUCUAUCUAUCUGUCUAUCUUUACCCUAAGUGCUUUGGAAACUGAUGUUAUUUCUGUUCACAAAAUGAAAAAAAAGAAAGAAAAAAAUAUGCCUGAGGGGAGGGGAGGGUCUGGAGCCACCUUUCUCAGAAAUAUUGAAGGAUCAGAAAAGAGGUGGUUAGUAUGUACUAUAUAACAUAAUAUCUUGCAUUUUUUACCUUUAUGUAGGCAGCCAAUCUUAACUCAGUAUGCUUGUUUUGGACUGAGCUACUUCUAUUAUGACGUUGUGGUGAUGUUCAUUGGAGCCUACCUUGAGGAAAAGCAUAAACAUCCCCAAAGAGAGCCACAAUACUCAGAUGUAUGGGCAAAGCUUUACAACAAGAAGAAAUUAAUCAUCAUCCAUCACAUUCUUCUGCCAAUAUUUGGAUUUCCAGCAGUAACUGUAAGACUUAAUACACGUUUUAAAAACUUAUUAAUGGGUAUUAACCCAUUUGUCCCUGAGCUGCCUGUAACCACCUGUGUGGAUCCACAUCCCUUUUACCGCUUGUGAUGUCGUCAGUUUUAAUGGUCAAGGACAAUAUUGUUUGCUAACUUGACUGUACAGAAUGAAGAGAUCUUUCAAACCAUACCAGAAUAAGCACAAUUCAGUCAAGAACACUGGAGAAAAAGCCAAAAAGCCAUGUAACAUUGACCUUAAAAUUUCGAUGAAAAUCUUGUUCUACUACCCAACUACCUUUCCUUUCUUCUAAUCCUAAGAUCCUAAAAGCUCUCUUAAAAACUUUUCACACAAAAAUGAAGCCUACUAAAUACCUGCAGCAAAAGAAAGAAAAUGAGGCAAGGAAAGCAAAAAGGGGGAGAGAAAGAGAAAAGUAAUAGUAAAAACUGCUGUGUCACUUUUAAAACCAAAAACUCUCUCAAAAUUUUGCUUUCUGCACAUGCUCGAACUUUGCAAGCGAAUAUUUUGCAUUUGGAUUGGAAGGCCGCGAUAUGUAACGAACUGUAAAUGGCUUUAUGGUAAGUUUUAGCUCUUUAUAGCAUGACAGCGACCAGAAAACCGCUCAACUAGCUUCAAAAUGCAUUUUUCAGCAACAUUUUCCAGGGGCAAAUGGGUUAAUAGGUGUAAUAUUAGAACAUGUACAGUGGGUGGGUCAUGUCAAAAGUCAAAUUUAAAAUUAAAAGUGCUGUUACAUGUAUGUAUUAUGGUAAGAAUAUGGUCUAUUUAUGUGCCAGUUAAAGUCACUGUGAGUUAUAUAUUACAAUCUCAUUAGGCUUUUAAACUGAAUGGGGUACCCUAAAUCCAAAUAUCAAAUACAACAAAUUAUAGAAUUAAAUUAUAUUUAUUAUUACCUGAAGUCAAAGUGAAUGACCAAUAAUAUUAAGAUUUUAUUUAAAUUGACAAUGAACCAAAAUCAUGCUUUUAUAGUCUUGCAGCUGUAAUGAAGAUGUAGCAGGAUGGGUGUGUGUGGGUGGGCAGUUAGGGUUAGGGUAAGGUUGACCAGUGUCACCUGACUUUAUUGCAGGCUCAAGUGUUAACCACUCAUUGAGGUGACGUGUUUUUUUAAAGUUAUCCGCAGGACAGUUGUUGGUUUUAUUGAUUGCAGGCUCGGGUCCAUAAUGAAAAAGCCAUAUAAUAAAUAACUUAUUAAUCUUGUCUGUUCGGUCAUUACAGGGAAAUCUCAGACCUCGGCCUUGAUGUGUUGACCUAGGUCUGAGAUUUCCCUGUAAUGACUUCACUCUUAGUGAAUAACUAGUAUUUUACUAUAUGGCUACAUUAGUACACGUGCUCUGAUUGACUGUUUUGUUUUAAUCACCGGGCAUAUUUCCUUGUAAUGACCAGGCAUUACUAGCUAGGUGUCCAAGGCAUAUACAAUCUGUGUUUAACUUGAUAGUGGACAUCCUAUGGACGUCCAUGAUAUGGUCAACUGACAGCUGCCUAAAAGGGUAUCUGCUGACCAGUGUCAGUGCUGACUGUAAUGCAGGUUCAAGUAUACAACUCAUUAAGGUGACAAAUUUUUUUUUAAGUUAUCCAGUGACCAGUAAUUGCUGGUUUUAAUUUGGUCGCAGGCUCCGGUCCAUAAUAAAAAGGCCAUAUAAUAAGUAACUUAUUAACCUCCGCCAUUCGGUCAUUACAGGGAAAUCUCAGACCUCAGCCUUGAUGGCCUCGGUCUGAGAUUUCCCUGUAACGACCUCACUCUCGGUUAAUAAUUGCAAGUAGUCUAUAAUUUCUGUUGUUUAGGGUUUCCUACCAACCUCAACCUAGCCAACCACUAUAAUACAUUCAGUGAUAAAUAUUUUUUAUUUCUGUUAUACUACAAAAUCAUUUAUUAGAAGAAAAAACAAUUUCCCUAAAAUGUUACAGAUGUCCUCUUAAUUUUGCUCUUUUUCUUUAGAUUUGGAGGAAAGCAAAGGGAGACUUUUUCUUAGCUUGUAUAUAUCUGAAUGAGAUGAGCACACCAUUUUUGUCUCUUAAGGCAAUUUUGGAAAAGGUAUUUGUUUCAUUGUAUAUUUAUAAUGGAGCCCUUUCUACAGGGGAAGAUAGUGUCUUGCAUAAGACACAAACACACUAAUGAAAAAUAAAAAAAUAAUAAUACUUGCCCUUGGGCUAAACUGUACUAGCCUGAAGUGGUUGUGCAGCUGGCCUACCAGUUUAUUCACUUAAAGGAGAAGUUCAUUCCAAAAUGGCAAAUUUUUUCUUUUUGCCAACAAAAGAAUUAUACCAAGGUAGGUUACUCACCGAAAUUUUGACUUUUAAAGAGCUUUCCAACCCUAUGAAGUUCUUGUCUAAAGUAGCCUGAAAUUCGAGAGCUGAGGGCCGCCAUCUUCUUUUUGAAGCUACACAAGAAGCCAUGGCCACAGAAAAACACAAUCCAAAACGAAGAAAAAGGAAAUGUUGAGUGAUUUAAUCUGUUUGCCAAACUCAGGUAGCCUGUUCACAGAUCCUCUUUUUUCACUUCAAAGCCCAUCGAGAGUGCGUGAUAAAAAAAAAAACGGCGGAUAUAUUGACCACCAACGCAAGAGGGUGGGGGUGGGGAAGAAGAAAAAAAAAAACAUCUGUGUACAGGCUAAACUCAGGUUGAGUGCAUCGAUGUCAAGCACUUGUCACCAGGCUGCUAGGAGUUCUCCAAGAUGGCGGCCCCCAGAUCUCGAAUUUCAGGCUACUUUAGAUGAUAAUUUCAUCAGGUUGGAAAGCCCUUUGGAAGCUGAAAUUUUGGUGAGUAACUUAUAUACCUUUGUAUAAUCUUUCUGUCGGCAAAAAGAAUAAAAACAGUACCAUUUUGGAAUGAACUUCUCCUUUUUUUAUGCUAUAACUUGUUUGUUUGGAGAAAAGAAAUAGAUCCCAAUUGGAAAGGCACCCUUUUCAGUGUCCCCAUACCGAUUAACUAAUACCUUAAUAACUUAAACAAAAUUUUUGUUUUAAAUUUUGUUUCAGCUUGAAAUGAGAAAGUCAGCCUUGUAUGUGACAAAUGGUGUUCUCCUGGCGACUGUAUUCCUCUGUUGCCGAGUCCUUAUCUACCCCUUCAUGUAUUGGUGUUACUCCAAUUAUGCCAAUAUUCCAUUCCACAGUACUCCAUUUAAAGUCCCAGUCUUUUGCAACACUUUCUGUUUGCUCCUGUUCAGCCUCCAAGUCUAUUGGUUUCUCAUGAUUAUGCGCGGUGUCUUAAGAUUCUUUAGUCGGCAAACAAAGAUACCUCAAAACACACCAAUCGAAAAAGACCAACGAAAUGGUGAAAAUGGAUUGUUUCACAAAAAUCACUUUUGUCCUGUAAUAAGCAACCACGUUGAAAAGACGAAGUAG
Porites evermanni is the source of this 7136-nucleotide messenger RNA. The record is from the annotation of a GenBank genome assembly. NCBI's taxonomy places the organism in Eukaryota, Metazoa, Cnidaria, Anthozoa, Scleractinia, Poritidae.